This is a messenger RNA of Caenorhabditis sp. 36 PRJEB53466, 5479 nucleotides long. The record is from the annotation of a GenBank genome assembly. NCBI's taxonomy places the organism in Eukaryota, Metazoa, Nematoda, Chromadorea, Rhabditida, Rhabditidae.
AUGAGGAGUGGUAGACGACACGAAGUUCCGGUGCACAGGCGUGAGUAACAUUUAAUCCCCCAAAAUUUGGCUACGGCGACCAAAAGUGUAGAAAGGGGGCGUGGCCUAAUCUGAGACGCGUUUUCUGAAAAUUGCCGCAAUUCCAGCACUUUUCCGCCGAUAUUUUUGUGUGUUUGAUAUCGUCGAAAGAAGAGCAUAUUAAAGAGAAAAAACAUCUAAAUUUUCGUGAAAACGCCGCGUUUUGAGACGUUUUUGGCAUCAUUCGCAAAAAAAAAUUCGGAAUUUUCAUACCGGCCGAUCUGGAUAGAUUUGAGACAAAGUGAGUGUCGGAAGUGAUUAAGCACGUUAAUACAAGUAUUUUAAGCGAGCGUUCAAACGGCAAAAAGUAUCGACGAAUGACUGAAAUUCGCGCAUUUUCAGCACAAAACUUGAAAAUCGCAUCAAUUGAUUCAUUUCUGCAUGAAACCUGCUCGUUUUAAGCUCAAAAAGUGCGCGCGAUGAUUAGUUUAACAAAGUUAUUAUGCAAUCACAUCGUCGAAACGCGUACAAAAUUUGGGUAAUUUUUGACGAAAAACAUGAAAAUUCGCGUCAAAAUGGUGAUAAACCGUGCACGCUAGGCCCCACGCCCCUUUCUACACUUUUGGCUGUUGCAAAUUUUGAGCUCUACAACUUUUUAAUUUUAUUUAUUUAUUUAUUUAUUUAUUUACGUUUAUUUUUAACGUGGAGAAGAGAGAGAGAGAGGAGAGAAAAAAGAAGAAUGUUAUGUAGUUAAAUGUGUCUACUUGCAGGUUCUCACUCGGCCCACCAGCCGUACCAUGCCGUCUCGGAGAUGUACUCCAAAGAGGUCUCGCACCGUCCACUGGGACCAGUCACCGACUUUGUCCCCGCGAUUGUCGACAUUCUGAGGGAGGAGCCGAGGGCGCCGCCGCACUCACCGCCUUUGACGAGAUGGUUAUCCUUUAAUUACUUUUUUCUGCAAACUAAACUCGUUUAUGGAAAGUUUGAAACAGAGAAUUUUUUUUUGGGGGAAGCUCAAGUGAAAGUAUGGAAAAGUUAUCGAAUAAUUGAAACCUUAGACCUCAGUCAGUUUCUGGUUGCAAAUCGUCGUUUUCAGCCGCGAAAACAACUGGACCGACGAGAACUUUCCGAUCGUUCGGGUUCCGUCCGCGCAAUUCACGGACGUCCUUUCGGAACUCUACGAUUAUCACGAAGUUGAGGUACGAUCCAGUUGGGACGAUUUUGAGCGAUAAGCAACAUUUUUCAGAAAUACUCGCGUCGUUCUGUCACCCCAGACUAUCGGAGAUCGGAGCUCAAGGAGCCGCAACGAGGUACUGCACAUUCAAAUCGAUGUAUCUCAGCUGACGGUGGAGAUAUCAAGGAAUUGUCAACUAGUAAAAUACGCAUCAAAAUAUUGUGCACAUUUUAUCAGUUGUCAACUUUUUGAUAUCUCCACUAACAAUUGAGCUAUACCUCUAUAUUCAACGCCACCGCUUCCAGGCCGUUCGCCCGGUCAGAAAGGACCGCCGCCCACGUACCAGGUGAUCCCACCGACUCCCGAGAAGAUCCGUCCGUCUUGCCGUUACUCUGGAAUCUCUCUGAGCCAAGAACCGUGCAAAAAACCGCUUCCGAUGUACGAGGAAUACGUGAAAGGGAUUAAGAAUGACGAGAAUCUGAAUCCGAUUCCGAAGCCACGGACGAGGAGCCAGAGUUCUUCGCCGGUGGUCCCAAAUCUGCGGCACAUUGACUCUUCUUCAUCGGAAUCUGGUGCCGAGCCGAAAAAACGGUACGUCUACACGCAUGACGUGUACGUGGAUUCGGCCACCGGACGGCCGUUCACACCCGGAAGAGGCGAUUUGGAGGAGAAGAAUUGCGGGAAGCUCAAGAUCAAUGUGAGUUCCUGUAUCUCGGCUGUCGGUGGAGAUAUCAAAAAGUUUUCAACUGAUAAAUUGUUCAUUAAGAAAUUUCGAACAUUUUAUCAGUUGACAACUUUUUGAUAUCUUUACAGACAGCCGAGAUAGAUGGCUUUGAAUGGACGAUAGCAGUCACAGUUAUAUUUUGUAGUAUUUUGAACAAACUCGCAGAGAAAUGAGCAUUUUCACUUGGCAUUUGUGUUGCUCGCCUCAUUUUCUCGUGGAUUUUCCACGUUUCCCUCCAGAAAAGCGUUCAAUUUGUUAAAAAAAAGGGAUGACAGUUUCAAAGUGUCAUCAAAUUGACUUCCAUUUCGAGUAACUUUAUUUUACGCACCUGUAUAAGAAAGAUCAUCUAGAAUAACUGGUAACGCCGCUGUUGCCGUGCGUCGAAUUAGGAAAAAUUGUUGAAACUGAAAAUGUUUCAAAAAAAAAAAAAAAAAAAAAAACUUUGCUGUUUCAAUUCCACCACAUUUGUCCAAAGUUUCAAACAUUGAUCAAUGUUGUCCCGAAUGCUCUAAAUCAAGCAUAAAAGUGAGAAGAAGUUACAAUUCGGAUUUAGAGACGAGGCACCAAUUCAUGAGUAAAACUGUGGGAUCAAUGGAAUUUUUGCACAUGUUUAAUUUCUAAACCAGUAGAAACAGAGAUAAUUUAGCCGUUUUUUUUGCGGAAAAAUGUUCGCUGUUCACGGUCUCCAGAGCUGACAAUAGGGGCGUGGCCUCGGCGGCCAAAUGGCGUUUUCUCUGAUUUUUGUGGUCAAAGGCGAUGAAAAAUGAUUGUUCGACAAGGAAAACACACUAAUUCUCAGAAUUCGUGACGUUUUGGCGCAUUUUUCGCGGACUUUGCUUUUUCGCCUUCUCAUUUUGCGCUUUUUUGACCGUUUUCAGACAGAAUUGGUUUUGAGAAUGACAAAUCACGUAAAUACAAGCAUUUUGAGCGUUCGAACCGCAAAAACUACCGAAAAGCAACUGAAAUUCACGCAGUUUUAGCGAAAAAUCUUCAAACUUGACCAAAUUUAACGCUCUUGCGCUUAAAAAAUUCGUAAUAGCUUAUAUAAUCGGUUUAUCGAGAGACAAAUGAGAAAUUAUCGGUUUUUCGUGGCUAAUCUGGCAAAAAACACAAAUUUUGCUGUUAAAAUUUGAAUUUCGCGCCAAUGUAUCGGUCUAUUGGGCGGGCGGGCGCAUUUGCGCUCAUUGUCAGAAGCUCUGGAGACCGUGUGUUCCACACUUGCUUUUUUUUUUGCCGUACCGCGUAAUCCCACCUGCAGGUCUACUUCAAACCGCCGGCGCCGCCCGUCGUUCCCACCUACGAGUUGGACGAAAUCGAAAUUGAGAAACAGGACGAAGUGUGAGUCAUCAUUUCCCACUGAAAAUGUUGACUAAAAGUACGAAGUGCCAAUCAAUCAGUUUCAGUGUUGUUUCGAAGGCCCGCCCACUUUGUACGAGUAUUUCAAGCGGUGCGAGUGGCCCGGAACACCAGAAUUCCGCCUUCCUCCGUUUCCCCGUCCGUACUUGCAUUCUGAGAAAGGAGCACGAGAUUUCGACGGUUCCACUGGCCAGAAGUCAGUCGCAUUGCCAAGAGAUUCAACGGUAAUAGAGUAAUUUGUGUGAAUUUAGCUAAAAUGUAGUCUGCUGUGUAGUCUAUAUUAGUGGCAAAAACCGGAACUCGUGAUAUCACUGUAGUGAAACUGUAAUAGAAGAGUGCCUCCGAUAAACUGCUGUAUCUCAGCUGUUUGCGGAGAUAUCGAAAAGUUGUCAACUGCAAAAAUGUACAGAAUUUCUUUAGGAAUAUUUUAUCAGUUGACAACUUUCUGAUAUCUACACUCCUAGCUGAGAUAUAUCGAUUUGAAUAGACUGGCUGAAUAGAUAGGCUAUACCAGUAGGCUCAUCCGCUAAACUUCUCGGGAUAUCAGCCCUUUGAAACGGCAAAAAAACUUCCAGAUCUUCUUCGAAAAUCUCCGAACGUUCAGUUUCAAAUCUCGACGAAAUCUUUCCCAAAAUGCCACGUCAUCAACCGGAAAAGGGGUACUGUAGAUUAUUGUGCACUCGGCGGGUUACUGUACUCGCAUUUCCAGAGACUAUCCACGUCAACGCUUCCCGUCGACAGUUGGGAUCACAAAAACCGGGUCAGUAAUAGUUACAGUAAUCACGAAGGUACCGUAAUCCUUUCAGAUUGCCAGUUGAGAGCCAAAUUUCCGAGCUCCCGUUCACCCGGUACUUUUUCUCGAUUUCUACAGUAAUCCCUCAUGUUUCCCCUUUCCAGAGGACCGUCCAAGACUCCGAGUGUUCCAGAAUUCAAAGAAAAGAGGUACAGUACCACUACAGUACCCUCGAAAGUCUACAGUAACCACGUGGAACGCGCGGGAAGCUUUAUUUCGGUGCAAAAGUACGUAGGCUUCGGAUAUGACGACAAUUUACACAUUUUUGUCAGAACACCGUCGGAACAGCUUACAAAGGAGCAUUUUGAGGUGCCGAGCUACGAUUCGAGGUACCGUAGUCCUCUACAGUAACCCCAAUGCUACCGUAGUCCAUUUCAGAUUGCCGAAACGUCAAAGUCCGGAGGAAUUGAACUAUGGGAGGUAAAUUCGAAUCAACCACAGUAACCCACAACUACAGUAAUCCUUUUUCCACUUCAGAUACCCAAAAUCUCAUCAAAAAUUCCCUCAUGAGGACCGUGACAGCAUCAAGAAUCUACCGUAUACCAGGUAAUCGAAAACUUUUUCGAUCUACCGUAAUCCAAUCCAUUUUAGGGGAAUCUCAAAGACUCCGAGUACUCCGGACUUCCGAACUGAUAGGUACAGUACCUACAGUAACGCCCAAACUACAGUAAUCCUAAAAACGUUUCCAGAAGUCCGUCGAAAGCGUCGACGGUUGUUCCGUGCGGAAAUGUGGAUAAAGAACGGUACGUUUGUGGGUCUUAUCGAGAAAUUUUAUCGAAAAACGUUCUCGAUAAGACCCACCGAGUCUAUCUACCGUAAUCCCUACUAUUUUCGUGUCAGGACCCCAAGUGUGUACGUUACAAAGCCGGAAAGGUACUGUACUUUUAAUCUACCGUAAUCCUUUGUUUUCCUUUCAGAACCCAUCGCUCCCGUGCUCCUUCUGUUCACGAAAGGUACAGUAAUCCAUUUUCCAACUACAGUAAUCCCACAAUUUUCGUUGCAGGACUCAAACUGCCUCAAUUUCUCGUACUCCUUCGCUCUACAGCAGGUACCGUAACCUCUGCAAGCUACAGUAACCCCAUAUUUUUCGUUGCAGGACCCAUCAAUGCCCGCCAUCGGAACGAGUGAUUCCGGUGCAUCACGAGAGGUACCGUAACUUACCGUACCCGGAUAAAAACCAAAUUUUCGCUUCAGGACCUCAUCGCCCACAAAAAGCCAUUCGCCAAGCGUCAAAAGCCGUCAUUCGAGCGCGCAGGUACAGUAAUCCUGGGAAAUUUAAAGGCGCAUACCAAUUUUCCAGGCGAAACCCUCCGCCGGACCAAAAGGACCGUUCGAAGAGGUCAUUCACAUCAAGGAGCGCUUCGAGAGGGACGAAACGAUCCGCCGCUUUUAUCCGACCACCACUGCCGUCUAA